Phaeodactylum tricornutum CCAP 1055/1 is the source of this 1395-nucleotide messenger RNA. RefSeq lists its product with no specific name. The transcript has a single exon. Gene Ontology annotation, molecular function: pyridoxal phosphate binding; L-alanine:2-oxoglutarate transaminase activity. Bases 1 to 1395 code for a protein of 464 amino acids. Gene Ontology annotation, biological process: biosynthetic process. The record is from RefSeq and is a predicted model, not a curated record. NCBI's taxonomy places the organism in Eukaryota, Bacillariophyta, Bacillariophyceae, Surirellales, Neidiaceae.
AUGAGUCAAAGUUUACGGCGCAUGCAAUACGCUGUGCGCGGCGAAGUCGUCCUCAAGGCCGACAAAUUGGCAGCGGAAGGGCGAAAAAUUACUUACACCAAUGUAGGCAACCCACACGCAGUCGGUCAACAACCAAUAACAUUUUAUCGGCAAGUACUCGCACUUUGUGAUCUACCAGCAUCUUGUGGUGUGGAUCAUCCUAACGCGUCGCAGCUUUUUCCUUUGGAUGUUUUGGAGCGAGCAAGAGAGCUUCGCGGGAUUGUCGGUAAGGGAGGCACAGGCUCGUAUACCAAUUCACAAGGUUUAGCCGGUAUUCGAAAGCAUGUAGCAGAAUACAUCUUGAAUCGGGACGGACACUCGGCGUACGAGGGUGACAUCUUCUUGACAAAUGGCGCCAGCACUGGAAUCGAAUUCAUUCUCAAUGGUCUUAUUUCCCACGACCACGAUGCCAUUAUGAUCCCAAUUCCUCAAUACCCGAUCUAUUCGGCUCUUAUAACCAAACUCGGCGGACGGAAGAUCGGGUAUGAAUUGGAUGAAGAGUUAGGUUGGACAGUUACCGAAGGAGAGCUGCAGCGUCGUUUGAACGAAGCUAAAGCAAAAAAGCUGAAUGUAAAGGGGAUGGCGCUCAUCAACCCCGGCAAUCCAACUGGACAAGUAUUGCAACGGAAGGAUCUUGAGAUGAUCUGUCGAUUCUGUGCUCGUAAUGGCAUUUUGCUUAUGGCGGAUGAAGUGUAUCAGCGUAACGUGUACGUGAAGGAUCGCAAAUUCAUAAGCGCCAAGAAGAUUGCCGUUGAAACACCCGGUUGCGAAAACUUGGAAUUGGUCAGUUUUCAUUCUACUAGUAAGGGUCUGAUUGGUGAGUGCGGCCGCCGUGGAGGGUACAUGGAACUCCAUUGCAUCGAUCCGUAUGUACAGUCACAGAUUUAUAAGCUUGCAUCCAGUGCUCUAUGCUCCGGUGUUGAUGGCCAGCUAAUGACUUCGCUAAUGGUAAAGGGUCCGGCAGAGGGCAGUGAUUCGUAUACUUUGUUUGUUGAAGAAGAACGAGCCAUAUUCCAGAGCCUUCAGCGCCGUGCAAAGAAGAUGGUAGAUGGCUUGAAUCGAAUUGAUGGUAUCACAUGCAAUCAGGCUGAAGGCGCGAUGUAUGCAUUUCCUCGAGUCAUAAUUCCUCAAAGCGCUGUUGACGCAGCGGAAGCAAGUGAUCAAACCCCCGAUACUUUGUAUGCACUCUCUCUCUUGGAAGAGACAGGAAUCUGCGUAGUACCGGCAUCCGGCUUUGGACAGAAGAAAGGCCGCAUCGGGUUCCGAACAACAUUUUUGCCACCUGAAGACGAUCUUGAAGUGGCUAUUGGAGAGAUGGCGCGUCAUCACAAUUUUUUUUGCCAAAAGUACUCCUAG